Molecule: messenger RNA, 525 nt
Organism: Cladocopium goreaui
Lineage: Eukaryota; Dinophyceae; Suessiales; Symbiodiniaceae
Source: the annotation of a GenBank genome assembly
AUGUCCCAGGUGGAAGAUUUGAAGCACCUCUUCUCCGAGAUUUCGGGCGGCGAGAGUUUGGCGCAGGUCGGUAUUGAUGAGUUCAAGCAAGCGAUGUCGACAACCAAAUUCUCCGCCUUUCUCCACUCCAUGGGGAUCAGCACGGAAGAUGUGGGCGUCCUUUUCAAGUUGCUGGACGCGGACACCAACGGAUUGGUGGACUUGGACGAGUUUGUGACAGGAUGUUUAAACCUCCAUGGCACCGCGAAGAGCUCUCAACUGGCUCGAAUGAGCUAUGAGAACAAGCUCACGCGGCGGGAGAUCAAAUCGAUGCAGAGGUCUCUGGCUGAUUUGCAUAUCGUACUUCGCAUGAUGUGCGAGAACUGGUCAGUCUGAGUGAGCGAAGACGCACCCAGCGGCGACCAGCGGGAGUUGUGGUGGUAUGAAAACCCACAGGAGUUUCAUGGGCCAUUUUCACAAAAUUCCCUGAUUGGCUAUGACACAGGGAGUUAUAGUAUAGGCGUUAUACUACACAGGCUAUUGGGG